This is a messenger RNA of Aspergillus caelatus, 773 nucleotides long. RefSeq lists its product as uncharacterized. The transcript has a single exon. Bases 43 to 669 code for a protein of 208 amino acids. Lineage: Eukaryota; Fungi; Ascomycota; Eurotiomycetes; Eurotiales; Aspergillaceae. The record is from RefSeq and is a predicted model, not a curated record.
GCUCCUCUCACCAUCACAAUAUAUCUCAACUCAUAAUACAUAAUGAACCUACACGCUCCUCGGAAAUACAUCCACCACAAACAACGACACCCAAACUCGAACAAUUCCAAACCAGGGCCACCGCCAACUACCAACAUUCUUGGAACUUGGUACAUAACCCGCUCCUCAAGCCCCUUUUGGACAGACAAACGCAACGUCACGAUCAAUCUUUCCACAGACAGAAACACGGGUCCUAUUCCUAUUAACUCGCUCGGGAGUAACGCUACCGUUGUCAUCGUGAACACAACAUCCUACCAGGCUAUGAACUCGGGGCCAGUUCGGUCUACAGCUGGGAUCGAUCGUGUGGUUACUCCCUUCUCAGGCAGAAACGAGGGGUCGAUCACGAUGGAAUGGCGUGGUAGUGGGUGGUUACGGAUUGCGAGUGCACGGUGGGAGAUUCUCGGGUGGGGAGGAGAAGAGGGGGAUGAGUGGAUGGUUGUGUUUGCUGAGAAGUCGAUUUUUACACCGAUGGGUAUCAGUCUUUAUUCUAGGAGGAAGGGUAGCAUCACGAAUAUGCUGUGGGAUGGGAUUGAAAGAGGCUUGAGAGGGUUGGUGGAUGGUUGUUCUGAGCAGGAGAGGGAGGAGCUUAGGGGGCUUGUGGAGGGGAUAAGGGUUGUGAGGCAGGAUUGAGGGCUUACGUUGAUUGGUUGUGGUUUUAGGCGUCGUCAUUUCGAGGGUAGGGUGAACUAUAUAUGUGUUCAUUAGUAUCUAGUCAACGUGAAGCUACUGGCUAG